AGUUUAUUUUUGAUCAUGUUUGCCACGUGUGGAGAUUUAGAUCCGCUAAAUUUGGUGAGCACGCUGAUGGGCAGGAACGGCGUCCCUCUCCACAGAUGGAGAGUAAAUCAGACGGAGAGGGGCUCCGAAGUGGGCACCAGAGCAGGCUCCCCGCGGGUAAAAAUCCACGUCCUCACUCCUGCAACCAUUCAGCUCUUUGUGAGCUCCAUCCAGCGGGACAUUUUAGGGGGGAUUAGACGAAAUCACCGCCGGCAAAACGCAGAGGAAGUUAAAUGAAAGGACGCUCAACUUCUGCAGAUUUUCUUCAAAGUUGAAUCCCCGCAUGCAGGAUGAGACCCUUUUUUCCCCCGCAGGAACUUGGGAUGCGGUGGGGUAUGUCGCGUUCCUCCGUUAUUUGUAACCAGGCAACUGUCCCAGUGAAUGACCAGUUGAACGAAUCCUAUUAAUGACACCGUCCGUCUUCAGGAGCAGAACCAACCUCCUUGUAGAAAGAAAAGAAAAGCGUAAAGCUCCGCUGACGUUUGUUUGACUUUCGGACCAUUAUUUUGAAAAACAGCCCCCGCUUUGCGCAAGCGCACCAUGUGUCACCGCCUUCUACCUGGGAGCAGCACACCUGGAUCCAACGAGACGGAAGUUUGGUGAAGUCAGAGCGCGCGGCGAGGCUUUUGUCGCUGGAGGGGAACCGAAGUACAUUUUUGGGGACUGCUGUGAUAGCACCAUGUCACUCCAUGGAUUCACUGAGAAGCAUUAAGAGGACAAAGCGACUCAUGCUGCUGGUUCUCAGCCCAAAGCCUGCCUGCUCUCCAUUAAAGCACAAUGACAGCUCUCCGCAGACUGCUCCGAAGGCGACUGCACCCACUUAAACUAGCUGCAGUGGCCCUGGUCUUUGUCACAUUUGUCUUCCUCAUACAAUGGGAAGUGGGGACCCAAAGCGGGCCGGAGGACCCCUGGCUGAAGGAGGUGGCAGUGAAGCGGGACUCUAUGUUUGGCAUGGUGAUGGGAGCUGUGAAUAACUUCAGGGACGCCAUUCCAAAGAUGCAGAUCAAAGCCCCUGUGCGGCUGCUGGAGAAGCCCGGCGGCAUGUCCUGCCUGCCGGGCCACUACACAGCAGCUGAGCUCAAGCCGGCUCUGGAGAGACCGCCCCAGAACCCCCUCGCUCCUGGAGCUGCGGGGAGACCUUUCAAUCCAAGUUCUUUAAGCCCCGAAGAGCAGAAGGAGAAGGAAAGAGGCGAAGAAAAGCACUGUUUUAACUUGUACGCAAGUGACCGCAUCUCUCUGAGUAGAGACCUGGGCCCAGACACAAGACCUCCAGAAUGUAUCGAGCAAACCUUCAAGCGGUGCCCCCCUCUACCAACCACCAGCGUGAUCAUCGUGUUUCACAACGAGGCUUGGAGCACCCUGCUCAGGACAGUCUACAGCGUCCUGCACACCUCCCCUGCCAUCCUCCUGAAGGAGAUCAUCCUGGUGGAUGACGCCAGUGUGGACGAUGUUCUGAAGGACCAGCUGGAUGAGUACUUGAAGCAGCUGAGCAUUGUGCGCGUGGUCCGCCAGCGAGAAAGAAAAGGCCUCAUAACCGCUCGCCUGCUGGGCGCCUCUGUUGCCACCGGUGACACCCUCACUUUCCUGGACGCUCACUGCGAAUGCUUCAACGGAUGGCUGGAGCCUCUUCUGGCUAGGAUAGCUCAGAACUACACCGCCGUAGUGAGUCCGGACAUAUCCACAAUUGAUCUCAAUACGUUUGAAUUUAUGAAACCGUCGCCGUAUGGCCAGAACCACAACCGGGGCAACUUUGACUGGGGUCUUUCUUUUGGCUGGGAGAGUCUUCCAGAUCACGAAAAGCAAAGGAGAAAGGACGAAACGUAUCCCAUUAAGACUCCUACGUUUGCAGGUGGGCUCUUCUCCAUAUCUAAAGAAUAUUUCUAUCAAAUUGGAAGCUAUGAUGAAGAAAUGGAAAUCUGGGGAGGGGAGAAUAUUGAAAUGUCGUUUAGGGUGUGGCAGUGUGGAGGGCAGCUGGAGAUCAUUCCUUGCUCCGUUGUCGGUCACGUGUUCCGCACAAAAAGUCCACACACCUUUCCUAAAGGGACGCAGGUGAUCGCCCGGAACCAGGUACGGCUGGCCGAGGUCUGGAUGGACGACUACAAAGAGAUCUUCUACCGACGUAACCAACAAGCUGCACAAAUUGCCAAAGAAGAAACUUUUGGAGACAUCUCCAAACGCAGAGACCUUCGAGAGCGGCUUCAGUGCAAGAACUUCUCCUGGUAUCUGAAGAACAUUUAUCCCGAAAUCUUUAUGCCUGAUCUCAACCCGCUCCGCUUUGGCUCGGUGAAAAAUGUGGGCAAGGACUCGUGUCUGGAUGCUGGAGAGAACAAUGAGGGUGGAAAGGAGCUUAUUAUGUACCCAUGUCAUGGACUGGGAGGAAACCAGUAUUUUGAGUACUCCACACACCAUGAGGUUAGACACAACAUUCAGAAGGAGCUGUGUUUGCACGGGGCAGGGGGGAUCGUGAAGCUGGAGGAGUGCCAGUACAAAGGCAGGAACACGUUUGUGGGAGCAGAACAAAAAUGGGAACUGAAGGAUGUGAGUUUGACGAACCAGUUAUUCUACUUUCCUGGAAGGAACAUGUGUCUGACAGCCCGCCAGGAUCAUCCCUCCCUGGCUCGCUGCAACCCCUCAGACAGAUACCAGCAGUGGUCCUUCAUCUGAGUGUGCGAAACGUACACGCCUCAUUGUAUGCAUGAGCAUACUGGGACACAUGUAUUUAAUAAUGCAGGGUUUGUUUUUUUUUACUUUUAGAGAAACCAAUGCGUUAAGUUUUUAUUUAUUUUUUAUACACAACAGAACUUUAGAUUCUCAAAAGUCUGGACUUUAGAAGAAACCAUCAUGUGCCUGUUCUUUUUGUGUGUGUUUUAGCUGUUUUCACUUCUCAGAGAAGUGAAACUCAGUUUAAAGAGGAUAUUCCCCUGUGAGUCACACUCUAGUGAAUAUAAAAGCCUGUAAAUGUUACCAAAAAAAAGAGGAUUAGGAAAUUAGAUUUCUUCUGAAAGAGAUGAUUUCAUAGGCAAACCAUAGAUUAAAAUUUGGGAGUGGGAGUUCAUUGAUUGUUUUAAAAAAUAUAUUUUCUUAGAUUGUUUGGAUCCAUCUAGUGCCUUAAAUGCAAAUUUAUUUUUUAGUUUUGUGAGUCUGUCUGGUUGGUUGAGGGAGUGCAAAUGUUCAAGCAAAAUCUUGAAAGCUUUUUUAUUUUUGGGGCCAAUUUACUUGAGUGGGUUUUUGUUUUUAUGUACAGUUAUAGCAGAAUUAUUUGUGUAAAAAAAAUAGAAAAAAAUAAGGCAUUAUAAGUGAUGAUUACUGGGUUUAAAUUUAGGGAAAAACGAUCAAACCUUUAGAUGUUAUUUAAGUUUGUUUUUAAAAUGAGUUUUUUAUUUAAAAUUUAUGCCAAGCGAGUUUUUUUUGCUCCACAGAAUGCCUGAAAUCUCGUCUUUCUCCACUUGUAGUUAGAGUAGGUGGAGUUCCAUAACAAAUGUGAGGAAUAAAUGUCUGUGAAAAGUUA
Molecule: messenger RNA, 3547 nt
Organism: Oryzias melastigma (Indian medaka)
Lineage: Eukaryota; Metazoa; Chordata; Actinopteri; Beloniformes; Adrianichthyidae
Gene: galnt3
Product: UDP-N-acetyl-alpha-D-galactosamine:polypeptide N-acetylgalactosaminyltransferase 3 (GalNAc-T3)
Exons: 11
Coding region: 817-2703 (628 amino acids)
Cellular component (GO): Golgi apparatus
Source: RefSeq, a predicted model, not a curated record